CUGUUUGUUCGAUACAAUGCCAUGUCUAGUUGGCUUUUGGCGUUAUAUGGGAAAUUACGAAGCAAUUUUUGGAGGCGAUUAUUGAAAUUCUACCGAUUAGAGAAGCUUUUUGGCCGCGCACCGUAAAGUCCAGAAUCCACAGAUCAUGUGCAGCUGCGGGCAGUUCAAUCCCUUCUACAUUGGACCCUAUCCGGAGUGCGCCUGCGGGGACUGUCCGUAUGGAAAGUACUCGGGAUUCACGCGAUGUGGUUGGAGUGGCGGAAACGGACCCUUUGGCACCACCUUCAGUGAUCGCGGCUGUGGAGAUUCCCGCUACGGAGGAGGAGGAGGAGGUGGAGAAGGAGGAUGUGGAGGUGGAGGUGGCUGUGGACCCAGCUGGAAUCCCUUCUGUAGUCCAUCCUAUGGUUCCUGCUAUGGAUCGUCCUGUGGUCCCCGCCGUUCCCAACCUUCCUGUCGAUCUCCUUGUAGAGCAGACUGCAGCAUGAUGUGCUCCAGUAGAGUUGGCUGCUGUGGCCAAUCCUAUGGCCAAUCCUAUGGCCAACCGUAUGGCCAAUCCUAUGGCCAAUCCUGUGGCACAUCCUGCUGUUCCUGCUUUUGAGUACUGUAAUCCCACAUCCUCCCAUAUUACUGUGGCCUCUGGACUUUACUGUGUGCGGUUAAUUGGUUUCUUGAGCAAAAUUGAUUGUAAAGCA
This is a messenger RNA of Drosophila subpulchrella, 692 nucleotides long. Its product is annotated as small cysteine and glycine repeat-containing protein 2. The transcript has 2 exons. Bases 146 to 598 code for a protein of 150 amino acids. NCBI's taxonomy places the organism in Eukaryota, Metazoa, Arthropoda, Insecta, Diptera, Drosophilidae. The record is from RefSeq and is a predicted model, not a curated record.